AAGAACAACGUUCCUAUCCGGCUAACUUUCUAGUCGUUUCCUGCGUGUGACCUAAAACGUCCUCCAAGUUAUUCAAUCCACUCCGGAGAUCAUUUCGGCCUAAUAGGGACUUAAAUCAUGGGUUUCGAAAACAAAAUGAUCGCGUACGACGACCCCGACGAGGAGGAGACACCAGAAGAAGAAGAGGAGGAGGAAGAGGAGGAAGAAGACCUGGUGGACCCCCUGGAUACACUACGAGAGAAGUGUGAGCAGACGGAGCACUGCGUGCACUACAAGGAGCGUCUGGAGACGUGCGAGGCCAGGGUGGGCGCCAGGUCCAACACCAAUGAGGAGUGCACCGAGGAGCUGUUUGACUUCCUCCACGCCCGGGACCACUGUGUGGCACACAAGCUGUUCCACAGCGUCAAGUGAACCUUCUGCCUUGUCCAGUCUCCGUUGGUUAUGUCCACUGAUUCGGGGAAGUGGUUUAAAAUGCUAGAGUUGUACAAUACGUUUCAGGGAAAUUGUUUAACUGUCAGUUUAUUUUGAAAACACUUGACUUGAUAUACCAAGUCAUGAUAAAAUAAUUUUAUGAUCAACUUUAGUGCUGUUCCUUAUUCAUGACCCAAGUUCCUGAAACUUUAAAAGGGGUGGUGUUAUGCCACCAGUUGUGAAUGUGAUUCCUUUAAAAGCAGUAUGAAAAUCGGUCUUCUCCUGUGUUUGACAUAAGUCGAGGGUCCGUCUAGCUCAGGGGUGCCCAUUACAUCGAUCAUGAUUGACGGGUAGAUGGUGACAAUUCAAAAUCUAAACAUCCCUUAUCACUUGAUUGAAAAAUUGUAUGUCAGACUCGCUACAUUUAUGCGAUAUCCAGUUAGUGAAGAGGUUGAUUUACUUGCAAAUUACACUUUAUAGCACAAGUUGAUAUUGAACUUAAGUCCAGGGCUCAUGGACAACUUUGGAAAUUACUCAAAGUAUCCAAACAUGAGAAUGUGCUACCUCCUUGACCGCAUUGUUUUGCUCUUAUGCCAGUCAGCCUUUUCCCAGAUAAUGUGCAAAUACCAUUUUUACCAUGACUGGAUCAUUUGAAAACCUGCUUGAAACUAGCUACUAUCAGGCUUUGCAAACCUUUUUGCCAGUUCUUUUGACCACAACUUAAGUCAUUUUACUACAAAAUCAUUAAAAUAACACUUUAUUUCUGCAAAACAUUCUCCAUACAGUUAUAAAUAAAAAUGAAUAU
Messenger RNA from Gadus chalcogrammus (walleye pollock), 1216 nucleotides. Its product is annotated as cytochrome b-c1 complex subunit 6, mitochondrial-like. NCBI's taxonomy places the organism in Eukaryota, Metazoa, Chordata, Actinopteri, Gadiformes, Gadidae. Bases 118 to 411 code for a protein of 97 amino acids. Gene Ontology annotation, biological process: mitochondrial electron transport, ubiquinol to cytochrome c. The record is from RefSeq and is a predicted model, not a curated record. The transcript is spliced from 4 exons.